Messenger RNA from Sphenostylis stenocarpa, 918 nucleotides. NCBI's taxonomy places the organism in Eukaryota, Viridiplantae, Streptophyta, Magnoliopsida, Fabales, Fabaceae. The record is from the annotation of a GenBank genome assembly.
AUGGAAGACAAAGACCCUAACAUAAGGAGAUGGGAGGAUCUGGACAUAGAUAUUCUGGUGAAGAUUUUUCAGUUGCUUGACAUUUUUGAGUUGACAUCUGGCAUCUCUCGUGUUUGCAGUGCAUGGCGCAUGGCAUGCUGUGAUCCACUUCUUUGGAAAACACUAGAUUUGUCAAUGUUAAGAUCUAAUUUCAUCAAGAUCCCAUUAGAGCCAUACGUUUAUGUCGAUGAACGAUCUGAUAGGACUUUAACGCGAAUAUUGAAAAUCUCUCUCAGUCUCAGCCGACAGAGUAUAAUGACUCUGAUCUUCCAUUUCAACUUGUACGCAAGUGAUGAGCAGUUGACAUACACUGCUGAAAGGUGCCCACGACUCAAACGACUUGUUCUGCCAGCUUGGAACAGAAUCAAGAAAACAGGAAUGUGCAAGGCCAUCCGCUGCUGGGAAGAGUUAGAGUCCCUGACAAUGCCUAGUAUAGCAAAUCCUCCAUAUAUUUUGGAGGAAAUCUCAACCAACUGCAAGAACUUUAGUGAACUCAAGAUUAUGGGGCCAUGUGAUAUUUUCUUUGCCUCAUCUCUGGCUGCGUUUCUUCCAAACCUAAGAGUCUUGAGCCUUCGUUGCUCAAUUCUUUAUACAGAUGUUCUCAUUCUCAUCCUUGACAGCUUACAAAACUUAGAAGUGCUCAACAUAUCACAUUGCAUUCUGAUGGAGGUCCUUCCAGCUCCUCAACAUAAAAAAAUUGUUAAGGAAAUUGAUGUGAGUAUUCGUCAGAAGGCUUCUCGGUUGCGCGAAUUUCUCACAUGCAUGGAUGACAACUGCGUUAUGUGCCAACGAACUAGAACUGAUGAGGGACUGGUUAGGUGGUACAAGUACGAGGAAGGGCUUUGGAAAAAAGAUGAGGUGAGGUCUCUCACGCUUUGA